Messenger RNA from Teleopsis dalmanni, 618 nucleotides. RefSeq lists its product as uncharacterized. Bases 54 to 476 code for a protein of 140 amino acids. The transcript is spliced from 3 exons. The record is from RefSeq and is a predicted model, not a curated record. Lineage: Eukaryota; Metazoa; Arthropoda; Insecta; Diptera; Diopsidae.
UAGCUUUAUUAGUUUUUGAUUUAUUAGCUGUUAUUAUUUAUUUAUUUAUCAUUAUGGAUGGGAGAGAUUUUAAUUGGAAGUUUUUGUAUGAACGUUUUGGUGAUCUUAACGAUUACAAGACAAUUGUGCACACUGCAGACAAGAGAUAUAUGAGACGUAACUAUAUGCUUCAGGCCACAUUGACUUUUAUGGUAAGUGAAUUAAUGGAUGCAAAACCCGAUGAUGGCAUUCGGUUCAUAAUAAAUUUGUUUCAUGAUCGUAAAAAAUUGCGAUAUUCUAUGAAGAAGGUAUAUGCCAUUUUUAAAGACCUCCUUAAAGAAGGCCAAGGUGUUAUGUCUGAUGAAACUGAACGUGAUUUAUAUUCCGCCGUUUUUCUUGGUUAUGACGAAUUUUUGGAUCAAGAGAUUAAUUGUUCAAAUUCGAAUUUAACUGACGAAAUAGAAGAAGAAGAAGAGGAAGAAGAAGAAAUACAAUAACUAACUGAAAAUGCGGAGGAUGCAAAAACCGAACUGAUUAUCUUGAAGUAGACAACCAAUAAAACAAUUUUUUUUCAAUGUAAUUAAUAUCGAAAUAGUUUCCUAUGUACUAAAUUUUUGGUAACGAAAUUUUUAUUAAUAA